This is a messenger RNA of Penicillium daleae, 1434 nucleotides long. RefSeq lists its product as uncharacterized. Gene Ontology annotation, biological process: regulation of DNA-templated transcription. The transcript has a single exon. Bases 1 to 1434 code for a protein of 477 amino acids. Lineage: Eukaryota; Fungi; Ascomycota; Eurotiomycetes; Eurotiales; Aspergillaceae. The record is from RefSeq and is a predicted model, not a curated record. Gene Ontology annotation, molecular function: DNA-binding transcription factor activity.
AUGUCGCAGGAGACUCUGCAUACUGGUCCAUUGUCCGACGAUGUGACUCACUCUUCAUCUGAUGAACGCAAUCUUAUUGACGACGUAACGCCCGGGAACCGUGUAUCAGCUCACCGGCCGCCGCUGCGCGCGCGGCCGCAGUCAUGGCAUCCAUACGGCCCAGUCGAACCACCAUUGGAACCUUCGAUGGCACGACCCAUCGGUGUUCAUUCUAUCUUGAACCAUCCCGCACAAGGCACGGCCGAUUUGGGGGGCAAUAUGAAAUUGAGUCGGCCAGGACUAUCAUCUUCCCCUAGACCCCGACAGGGUUCUUCGCCAGCACCUCGUUCGGGGUAUCCGCUUGUACAACAGCCAUUAUCUCCGAGAUCUCUCCCACGGUCUCUUAUGAACCCCGGAUCACCUUCUGCACGGUUUGUUGGUAGUAGUGGAAGGACAUCAGGCCAGUCGAGCGUGUCUCAUUCUCCGCGGGUACCUCAUGAACCACCUCUGGGUCCGCGCCAACAACCUCCCGUCAGCUCACCUCUCCCGUUGGACGCUACACUCCGUCCGAUUGCAUCACUACCAGGCACGCAGCCUCCGACGUCUGCAUCCCUACACUCAACACCGAGCAUCCACUCGCGGCGCACCAGCGCUGGCCCAGGGCCACUGACGAAUUCAAAUUCUCUGGAAGCAAGCCCGUCUACACCGCACUCUACAUUUAGCCAAUUCGGCCGUGGUUCCCCUGCCGUUACGAAUGUGUCUAUCCCGCCCAGCGCGGUGGGAUACGGAGCACCGGCACCCUACAUGACCGUCGAGUCGUUGAAUCGUGGUAUUCCAGUCACAGCUGGCCCACGCAGCGUCCCCGAGGACAUGGCCGGGGCUACAGGGAUGAUACCGUGCGUUCUGGACCUUAAAUCCGGUUCAUCAACACAAGCAGAGAAACGUAAAGCCAACAGUGAUGCCUCACGGCGCUUCCGCAACCGCAAGCGCAACGAAAUGCAGCUCGAGCAGCGACUUAAUGCCCAACAGGAAGAGAUCCAGCGCAAUACAGAGACCAUCCGGCGGCAGAGUGAGGAAAUACAUUUCCUGGCUCUGCAGAGGGAUCAUUACCGGUCCGAGCGUAAUUUCUUCCGUGAUACGCUCGAUCGCUCGGGGACUGCGAUUUAUUCGUCGCCGAGACCGCCUUCUCCACGGCCUGCGCAGUCAAGUCUAGUCCCGGUGUUGGAUACCCCUACUUCAGGGCCUGGACACAGUGCUGCGGCCGGGACAGGACAGAGUGCGGCGAGCCGGGUGUUGGAUUCGGCGAGGCCACAGGCUAGUUGGUCGGGAACUGGUAGCCCAACCUCGUACUCGCCUGCACCCUCCGCAGGACGAAGUGUGCCUCCGCACCAGGGACCGCAGCCGCUAGCUGGUGUUUCUCUGCCGCCUUUUCAAGGGUCGUGGUCGCGAGCAUGA